AUGACGAUUCCAGCUUUCCCUAAAGCUGCUGCUACUCACCAGCACGGCGGCGCUGCGUCUUGUUCUGCUGCUGCUACUAGCAGCACCCCCAUCAGCGGCACUGGGCUCUUGGAUUUACCCCUCGACACCAUCUGCACCAUUCUCCACCGCUUGAAACCCAAAGAUCUCAUCGCCGCCUCGCUGACGUGUCGCACCCUGCACGGGCUCAUCGACCAGCCCAACACGUGGCUGACUCUCUGCCGGAAGUGGGAGGGCCAGCUGGCGCUCAGCGAGUGGCUCGUGCAUGCGAACUCGGCGAAAUGCCUGUUUCGCCUGUUACACACCUUGAGUCCUCUGGUGGGGGUGUGGGCCGCGGAAGAUCUCGCUCCCCGGGGCGGGCUGCUAUACGUCACAUGGGAGCGCAUGGCGGUUGUCGCUUAUCGAAUCAUCCCCGAUUGGCUUGACGGCAAUCUCAUCUCCGCGCGCCUCUUCACCAUCUCCGCCUUCCCCGACGGCACGACGCAGCUCAGCCUGGUCACGGGGAGGGGCGCGGACGACGAGUUUCCGCUCGAGCUCCCCGGCGUGCUCGUCUGGGAGUCCCCCGCGCGCGCCAAAUUCCACCUGCAGACGCUCCUCCCGCCGUCGUCCCGCUCCCCCGCGAGCUUCGCCGCAUCGCCUUUCGCCAAGGAUUGCUGGUAA
Messenger RNA from Closterium sp. NIES-65, 678 nucleotides. NCBI's taxonomy places the organism in Eukaryota, Viridiplantae, Streptophyta, Zygnematophyceae, Desmidiales, Closteriaceae. The record is from the annotation of a GenBank genome assembly.